Molecule: messenger RNA, 339 nt
Organism: Candidula unifasciata
Lineage: Eukaryota; Metazoa; Mollusca; Gastropoda; Stylommatophora; Geomitridae
Source: the annotation of a GenBank genome assembly
AUCGUGGCAUAGAAAACGACAUUGCCCUGGUAUUUAUUAGACGCGAGGCUAAGAAAUCAGGAAUCAAGUUCAACGAAUUUGUUCAACCCGUCUGUCUGCCUGCAACAACAGACAAUCUGGGUAAAGUAAGGGAUCUCAUUGCAUCUGGAAUUGGAUACACAGGAGACGACAAGGAUGACUCUCAACCACGAACGCUGAAAAUAAUGAAUGGAUCACCGAUAGACUGUGUGUAUCAAAACACUGUAUUUAAGAAAAGUGAAGUAUUUUGUCUUAACGACACUCAACAGGCAUAUAUUUGCAUUGGCGAUGCUGGUGGUCCCGUCGUUCACAAAACAGGAG